GUCCUCCCGUAGUGUUUAGAAAGAGCCCGAGUACCGCCGACCAUUCUCUUAUGUUCUCUAUUCGAAACAUGAAACUUGCCUCCCUGCAAAGAGGAGUUUUGAAGUAAGUACUUACUCCAUCCCGAAGAUUUUGGUCACUAGCUGCAAUCAAUCUCCACCAUUUUGAACACCGCACCCUGUCAUUCAUUUUCUCGCGGUUCCACGAAUAACUUGCAGAGCAAGGACAUGGAAAGACCGGAUUUCCAACCCCCACGACAUGAAACCAGGAACACGAAUCGAGACUCAGCGGAUACGGAGAAAGAGGUCUUUUCAUCACCCGAAUCUCGAGAUCGAUAUUCUCGAGGGGUGAACCCUCUCCAACAGCCCAGAGACGGAGGACUGGCGAGGAAUCAGUCGUCCAAUUACCCGCGAGUAGGCCAGAAUCCGAGUAGUGCGAGACAACAUCGCCAAUAUCAUCCUCGAGAUCAACAGCAACAUAUCCAACAUCAACAACCGGCCCCUUCAGUAAUUUCGUCAUUCCACUCACAACCCCCUACUCCCUCUGCAAAUCUGUGGGAAACGACACACGUCCUCCUACCCUUCCUGUUCUUCACGCUGUUUUCUAUUUUCUUGACUGUCGUGGUUAUCUACUCGCUCUCGCUCCACGAAUCUCUCCCAACACGUUUCCUGGAAGGAAUUGGGAUUUGUUUUGCUGUUAUCAUAUUCCUUUGGGUUGCUGUCAUUCUAUGGGUCAAGGUCAAGAGAGUGGAGAGAGAGAGGAGGGUGUUACGGGAUUUGAGGGGCAGGGUUGGUGGGCGGGCUAUGGAGGAGGGGAGGUUGGGUGUGAGGAGUGGGGAGAGGGUGGAGGGGAGGGGAAUGAGGGAGAAGGAUGGUAAGAGGGUAUCGAUGGUAGAGAGUCUGAGUAGUGUGGGCGCGGGGCGGCAUUUUCAGAGGGGAGGGUUGGCGCCUAUUUUUGAGAAGAUGGGUUUCAGUUGGAAGAAGAGGAGGGAUGAGGAGAUGGGGCGUGUUUUGAGUGCGGAAACGCAGUAUGAGAGGUGGUUGGAAGAUAUGAAGGAGGGCAAGAGGGUUGGGGUGGGUGAGGAUGUUGUUGGUAAGCCUUCAAUUCCUCGAAUACCACAACCGGCAGCUACGCAUCAACCGCGGCAACGAUCUAAGGACGAGGAGGGAGUUAAUGUUCAGCAAGCACCGGCACGACGUUUGUCUAGGAAGGAGAAAAGACAAAAGACGCAACCCCUCGUUGAAUCGCGUCCGAUCACCCACCCUGCCCCGUCCCAGCAUCCAAACUCGUCAAUUCAACACUCACCCAAACCCUCAAGCUUCUCAGCCCGCAACCCAACCUUGAGACGUACAGAGACUCUUCGCCACCAUCAGCAACCAGCAAACACCACUCCUCCCCCCUUCCAAACACCCCACCCAAUCAUCAAACCCCCUCCUCAACAACCACAACCACCACCAAUAACCAGACCCCCAACACUCAAACGCACGAGGAGAAUCCCUCGAGGCCAUCCAACCAACACAUCCUCUCUCGCCACUACCUCUGAUUUGCGUCCCCCUCUCCAUGUACAAAACGCCAACUCUCUCGCCACCCCUUCAAAAGACCUAAAAACCACCCGCCUCUCCACCAUCCCCUCCGUCUCCCGAUUCUCCAUCUCUUCCGACGAGGACUCGUACACCUUUCCUCACACUCAAAUUUCAUUCCCUGACCAAAAUCAUCCUUCAAGACAAGCGCACAUUCGAGAACACGCCAUCCCAGAUCUGGGCAAUCAGACGGGCAUCGAAACCCAAGUCCUCCAGCGCAGAAAAAGAGGUGGCACGAUAGUAGGCGAUGGAGUUGAAAGUGGAGAUGCAAGAGGAAGAGCAAGAGGAAGAGCAGAUUCCAACACCCUCCCAUCAUCUACACCUCCGCCUUCUUAUAAAUCGAAAGAAGGGAGUAUUGGUGUUGGUGUUGUGCAGGUGGGAACCAAGAGGGGGCGUGCGGAUUCGGGGUAUGGGACUGGUGGUGGUACGACGCCUGUGUUGGGGAUUGGUGUUGGGAAGGGAGGGAAGGAGGUUGCUGGUGUAGAGUUUGGGGAUUUGAGAGGAAGGGAGGAGAGGAUGGAGGGUGGUGGAGAGGGAGAGGGAGAGUUCUGGAUUAAGGGGACUUCGGGAUGAAGAUAUGUUUUGUCACGAGCGGGUGUGAAGAUGUAAGGGAGACGUUCUAUGCAAGAAUUCUUUCUCUCUCUAUCUAUCUACCUGACUGACUGACGAGUAGUGAAAGAAGAGGGUAUUAUACACG
Mollisia scopiformis is the source of this 2275-nucleotide messenger RNA. RefSeq lists its product as uncharacterized. The transcript has a single exon. NCBI's taxonomy places the organism in Eukaryota, Fungi, Ascomycota, Leotiomycetes, Helotiales, Mollisiaceae. The record is from RefSeq and is a predicted model, not a curated record. The coding region runs from base 226 to 2151 and encodes 641 amino acids.